CGGGACUAAUCCGGAAAGGGAAUGUAGCGAAACAAAAUAUGGUGGCACAUGGCUGUGCGUCAACACACGGUAAAUUCAUAGUUAUUAAAACAUCGCUGAAAGCGAGCACUAGUACAUAGCCUGGGAAGUAAGCGCUGAUUUGUCAGGUCAGUCAUUGUCCUGCCAGUGCUGACACAUCAGUCUUGUUGCAUUCUGUGCAAAACAUCCUGACAGCUACUGGAAGACAUCUCAACUCUAAUAUACUGUAACUAUGAAACUGAAAGAACUGGAGAGUUGCCUUCAGCAAGUAGAUGGAUUUGAGGAGCCAAAAAUCCUCCUGGAACAGUAUCCCACCAGCCCCCAUAUAGCAGGCUGUAUGCUGUACACCAUCCACAACACAUUUGAUGACAUUGAGAAUAAACUAGUUGCUGACUUGGGAUGUGGAUGUGGAGUACUUAGUAUUGGAGCCGCAGUCUUGGAUGCAGGAUUUUGUGUGGGAUUUGAUAUUGACAGUGAUGCACUAGACAUUUUCAAACGAAAUGUGGAAGAAUUUGAACUACCAAAUAUCGACAUGGUCCAGAGUGACAUCUGCUCCAUUGGAUCAUCAUUUGCAAAGAAAUUUGACACAGUCAUUAUGAACCCUCCGUUUGGCACAAAACACAAUCAAGGUAUAGAUAUGCAGUUUUUAAAGACAGCGAUUUCGAUGGCUAGCAAAGCAGUAUACUCCCUUCACAAGACUUCUACACGAGAUCACAUACAGAAGAAGGCAAAAGACUGGAAAGUGAAAAUGGAAGUUAUUGCAGAGCUUAGGUAUGACCUCCCAGCAUCCUAUAAGUUCCACAAAAAGAAGUCGGUUGAUAUCCAAGUGGACUUCAUUCGAUUUACCCCUACGUGAAGCUUGGAAGAUCAAUUUUCUGUAUUUUCUGAACUUCUUUGUACUUUGAAACUUUUUUUUUUAACACUACAGUGGAUGUAUUUGAAAAUAAAUUUUAGUAACUUAACUGAAGUACAAAAAAUCACUUUUUUCUUCUUAAAAUUUAAAGACAAUUUAAAGUUAAUUGCAGCUACAGUACUCGUAUCAUUAUAUUCAGUUUUAUUACAUUAUGAAGAGGGUAAGAGGGAGUCAAGUCUACAGUGUUAUUCCAAGGCUCAGCUAUCAACUAUCAACUAUAUUUUCUGAUUGUGUAAAGUAGAGAGAGCCAGGAUUAUAAAAAAUAAAGGAACCAGUCUCGUGCAAUUUCUUUUGUCUUCCUCUAGAUGGGGAUGUUGCACCUAGACAAAAUUUGAAAUUUUACAUUUGUAUCUUCAGGCUAAAAAACAUCCCCUAUAGAUGAUGUAAUAAUAAGGAUGGUGUUUUAAUUAAGAACAAUAACAUUACAUACUAAAGCACAGAAAAACAGUGUAAUAGAUUUAAUGUUAACAUUUUAUUUAUAUCAACACUUUACAUCCUGAACACUUUGUCAACAAUAUAAAUACAAUGCAAAAAUAGAAUUAAAAAUCACUUAAAAUGGUUUUCUGUAUCUAUAGUGAAUACCACACAGUACAGUCUCAACAAAACACAUGAGGUGAAAAAUGGUUAUGUAGUCAGUCUCAAUACACUUUGGCACAUUGGUCAUCACAGUAAAAUACUGCUAAAAACAGCUUAGUGGUUUCCAAGAGGUUUAAUACUUUUAACUUGAUCUGUUUUUGUAAACCUCUCUAUAAAUGUCUUCAUAAUUCACAGGUCCGGAAUUUCCAGGUUACAGUGAUUUUGCCCCUAUCUCAUUUUGAAUAAACAUUAGGAGUGCAAAAGUGCAGGAGAGGAUUUAUGUUGAAGUUUGAAAAAACGUUAUUCAUUGUUAGGAGUCAUUACAUACAUCACUGACUCAUCAUCAUAAUACUUGUGGUUUCUAAAAGUUUUGUCAAAUGUAUAAAGAUUCUACAAACAAUAACACAUACAAAAAUCUCAGACUGCAAUAGUGAAGAAACCUGUGAUACACUGCAUGUCCAAAAGUUUGGAGACACCUGCUCAUUCAACAACAUUUCUGAAAUUAAGGAUAUUAAUAAGGAGUUUGUGGAGCUUUUUUGACUGCUUUGUUAAGCGGGGCACUGUAUGUGGAAACAUGUUUAUAUCACAGUCACAGUGUGAUAAUCUUGACAUUAUUAUUUGGAAUUACAUGUUUACGUGGAAGCAUUGACCACAAAGCGGCAGACCACAAAACUCACUGCAGCGGGGCUGUUGAGUGCUGAAGCGUGUAGCUCCUGUCCUCUAUUUUAUCACACACCAGAGUUCCAAAUUGUUUCUGGAAGCAACAUCAGCAAAAGAACUUCAUGUCGGUAGCUUCAUAAAAUGGGUUGCCAUGGCAGAUCAGCUGCACACAAACCAAAGAUCAAAAUGCACAACGCCAAGCAUUGGCUGGAGUGGUGUAAAGCACACCACCACUGGACUCUGGAACUGUAGAAACGUUCUCUGGAGUGAUGAAUCAUGCUUCACUGUCUGGCAGUCUGACAGAUGAAUCUGGGUUUGGUGGAUGCCAGGAGAACGUUACCUACUGGAAUACAUAGUGCCAACAGUAAAGUUUGGUGGAGGAAAGGAAAUGGUCUGGGGCUGUUUUGCAGGGUUUGGACUCGGCUGCUUAGUUCCAGUGAAGGGUAAUGCCAAUGCUACAGCAUACAAAGACAUUUUAUACAAUUAUAUGCUUUUAACUUUGUGGCAACAGUUUGGGGAAGUCCCUUUCCUGUUCUAGCAUUACUGUGCCCCUAUGCACAAAACGAGCUCCAUAGAGGUAUGGUUUGUCAAGUUUGGUGUGAAGGAACUCCAGUGGCCUGCACAGAGCCCUGACCUCAACACCCACUAAACACCUUGGGGAUGAACUGGAACUUGAAUUGCGAGCCAGGCCUUGUCCCACAUCAGUGUCAGUGUCACAAAUGCUCUUUUGACUGAAUGGGCACAAAUUCCAAUAGACACACUCCAAAACAGCUUCUUUCUGAGCGGAUGCUGUUAUAGCUGCAAAGGGGAGGCCAUAUUGACCCCAAUUAUUUUUGGAAUGGGAUGUCCAACAAGCUCAUAUAGGUGAGAUGUUUAGGUGUCCUCAUACUCUUGGCGAUAUAGUGUAUAUAUUCUACACACUGAACACACAAACACAGCCGUGUGAGCGGGUUGCAGUAGGUAAGUUGCCUACUAUUUCCCAGCAGUCCAACUCAGGGUCAUACCUCUCUAUGCUCUGCAAGUAGGUGCCCUUUGAGUAGGAAUAGCCGCCUGUCACAUAGAUGCACCCGUUUAUUACUGUAGCUCCACACUCCAUCCUUCUCUCCUUCAUUACAGUCAGCUGCCUCCAUUCGUCCCUGUCUGGAUCAUAGCAGUCUGUGAUGGUGGUCUGACCGCCGACCAAAUAGAGCUUGUUGUUCAGUGACACUGAGCAAAGCCCAUACUCUGCAAAGGGUAAAAGGGUUACUUUGGUUACAUUGUUUUUUUCACUUCUUUAAAGUAGUAUUUAUUGGUAAAAUCUAUUUUAAAUUAUAUUUCCCUUAAAACAAAUGUGGGCGAUCAGCAAAGACCUAGGAAGUUUGCUUGUUUAGUUUUGCAGUGAAGCUAUGAGACUAAUGUAGCUAAAAAGUUAUGAAAACGUAUUACUACCAAUUAUUGUGCAGACUGCAUCAUCAGACAUUUGUCUCAAACCCUGUUGUCACCUAAUCUAAAAUAUUGCU
This is a messenger RNA of Colossoma macropomum (tambaqui), 3666 nucleotides long. It is a transcript of the gene mettl5, whose product is annotated as methyltransferase like 5. Gene Ontology annotation, biological process: rRNA methylation. The transcript is spliced from 8 exons. Gene Ontology annotation, molecular function: nucleic acid binding; rRNA (adenine-N6-)-methyltransferase activity. The record is from RefSeq and is a predicted model, not a curated record. Bases 251 to 874 code for a protein of 207 amino acids. NCBI's taxonomy places the organism in Eukaryota, Metazoa, Chordata, Actinopteri, Characiformes, Serrasalmidae.